Messenger RNA from Xiphophorus couchianus (Monterrey platyfish), 3239 nucleotides. It is a transcript of the gene hyls1, whose product is annotated as HYLS1 centriolar and ciliogenesis associated. Gene Ontology annotation, cellular component: non-motile cilium; centriole. The record is from RefSeq and is a predicted model, not a curated record. NCBI's taxonomy places the organism in Eukaryota, Metazoa, Chordata, Actinopteri, Cyprinodontiformes, Poeciliidae. The coding region runs from base 504 to 1481 and encodes 325 amino acids. The transcript is spliced from 12 exons. Gene Ontology annotation, biological process: cilium assembly.
GAGCGGCAGAGAACGGGGUCUGUGGAGGCUUCAAAAUGGAGAAAAAACAGAGUUAGGCGCCCAACUCAUCAAACGUGCUAGUAUCAGUUGGGAGAUUAAGGAAUUUGUCACAAGAACAUUUUAGGCAGUCCGUACGCUCUAGUAUCUCAACAGUAUGCCCGAACAAGUAAAAUGUGGCGUGAUCUUACAGGCUCUUGACCAGUGGGUGGCGGUAGUUACCGAAAAGCAUUAGAGAGGACGAGGAAGAAGAAGAUGGCGUUAUUUUCAAAGCUCGUUAACGGCUGUUGUCCUGGUGCUUGUGUGUGUACGCUUUUAAACGGCACCGUUUAUUAGCUGAUGUUGCUGAGUUUUUAGGCAGCAACCUUGUUAAAGAGCUUGAUUUUUACACACAAGCGACCAUUAUGCCGAAGGUUGUUUUUUUUUUUCAGUUAACCGCUGUCUUACUUUUUAUGGUGUCGAACUUUUAAACAAAUUUUCGCGGAGAACAUAAAAUUGACAACAUUAUGGACAACCUGGACUUCUCAGAAGAAGAAAUUCAACAGCAACUGGCUAUACUUGGCUAUAAGACCAUACCAAAACACAGGCUGCUGGAGUUUAAGCAAGAUCUUGAUGAACUGAUACGCCAUGGGCAGUGGAAAAACCUGGCCUCUCCCACACCUAUAAGCAUACAUGCUCAGGCAGCAGCAUCUCUGUCAAGUCUUCCUGCUUAUACUAAAGAAAAAGUCAACCUGUCAUACAAUUACAAAUCAGGGGAUGGAUUUUUUCUACAUGAAGAAAAAACGGGCCGUGACUCAACGCUGUCCAAUACACCGAAGAGCGAACACAGUGGAUGGUCACUUAGCUGUGGCGACUCGUACGCUGCACUGUCUGUGGGUCCAAGGCUGCAUUUCUCAGCUGAUGCUCCUAACAGGCUACAGGAGGAGCCAGAUACCGAAGACACCCUGGACUCUCUGCUGUCUGACAGCUACACUUCCUGUUCAGACCACCAGCAGAGGCGAUUAAUAAAGAGAAAGGUUUUAAGAAAACGAAAAGGAAAGUCUUUCAUCUGUUCUGAAUCGAUUUACACAGAUGACUCAGAUGUUUCGAGCUGCUUAGAAGAGCGAAUGGCUGAACUUGAUCUAAUCUCAGAUCGGAAAGAUUACGAUGCAGAUGAGAACGACUCCCAGGGUUCAGAGAGCGAAGCUGUUGACUUCACUGCCUUAAAAUCGUAUAUUGACGUCGUGACUCAAAGUGAUCGUGAAGUACGGCCCAAACCAAAAUCCUUCAUCCGCCCGGUGAUGUGCCAAAGAGCCUUUAAGAAGAAUGAUCCAGUGACUAGGUAUUUCCAGUACAAGGAGAUGUGGGACGCGUUCCAGGUGCCUGGAGACAACGUCAGGAAAGCUCUCCGAUGGGAGAUUAAGGAAAAACUUUCAUACCAGCCUCUCCCGGUGUAUUUUAAAUCUUCUAGGAUGACAGAUUUAACACAAUGUUGCUUGUUUUGAUGCAGUCAAGUAUUUUACAGAUAAACAUACAAAAGAGAAAUGUAGGACAAAACUGUUUUAUUCACCAAAAUAAAGAAGUUUAUCAACAAAUGAGAGUUGACUGCAACAAAAUCACGUUCUAGUGUUAAGCUGGUGCAUCAGAAAGAUUUUUGUUUGAAUUUUUAUUGUUUUUGCUUUUUUUUUUAAUGUGUAGCAGUAGUAGCAGCUGCUUACAGGGAUUUAUGAUUUAUGAAUGCACUGUCAGAUCUGGACCAGAAGAGGGCAGCAUAGCCUCUGCUGAUUGCAUAAUAACCAGUUUUGCUUCUGGGCAGAAAUGCCAGGAGUUAAAACUUUUUAGCUGAGUCAUAUUCCUCCUCAUUCAGAGGAAGGAAAUGCACAGAGACACGUACAACUCUGCUUUAUGGAUUAAAAAAAUGAUAAUAAUGUGAUCAUGGAGAAAUAAAUUUAGAAUUUAAUUUUACAAUUAUGUGAAAACUUGAAUAUAUUUAGUCAAAAAGCCAUAAAUUUGCAUCAAUUUAUGAUGAAACCAUAGUUUCUUUGAUAUUGAAAAGUCAGAAAUUUGUAAGAAAACAAUCAGCAAAACAGUCCCAUAACAUGAUGGUGCCACUUCCAUACUUCAGUUUGGAUGGUUAAAAGCUUCCUCAAUUUUCCUCCAAUUGUAAAAAUGGUCAUUAUGUCCAAACAUUUCCACUUUAGCUUCAUCAGGCCACAACACAUGUCUCCAAAAAUGAAGAUUUUUAAAAUGGCUUCUUAUUCUCUGAGCAGCAUUUCAGCCCAUGUUGGUACAGGACACAUUUCACUGAAUAUUGAUGCGAUGAUGACCAGCUUUAUCAGAAUCUUCACAUUGUAUCUAGCUUUUGUUUUGGGGCUAAUCUGCAGAUUUUGGACCAAAACCUUUAAUCGCUGGACACAGAACCCGUUUCCUUUCCAAAAGGCCUGAUAAUUGGACGUUCCCAUCAUGUCUAUACUUGUGCAUAAUUCCUUGAAACAGAUGAACGCAGCACCUUCACAGAGUGAUCCAGACUCUUCCUGAUGUCUCAGCUGAUUUGUUUUGACUUUCUAAUCAUGUCAAACCAGAAAGCAGUUUGUUUCAGGUGUGGCCUUAAAAUACAUCCACAGGUGUGCCUCCAAUUAACUCAAACAUGUCUCCAAAGUCUGGACAAUCACAAACCAUUGUUUAAAGAGAUUGCAAAACCUCUGACUUUAAAGACAUUAAUAGAUAAAUCUGACAUAUUUUCUCAUUAUUGUAGCAUUUAUCACAUGUAAAUAAUCCUGGUAAUUCUGACCAACCUAAAAAAAGAAGUUUGAUCUAAUUUAACUUCAGACAGUGAGGUAAAAAAAAAUCUGAACUACAUUUCUAAGAGCUGAUGUAGCGUCGCUGGGAAUGUGUUAAGUAAUAUGAGAUCUCGCGUUUAAACAAUGCGUCACCUCCCACUUCCUGCUCUUAAUUGAACACCUUGUUCUGGAAGAAACGAUCAAAGCAUCCUGCCCAGGUGUGACGAGGAGGGCGCUCUAAUCUGCUGUCUUUAUUGUGUUUGAGCAGAAGCCCCGAAGGGUUUAUGUUCCCAACACCUACAUGGUGCCGACGCAGAAGAAACGCUCCGAGCUUCGCUGGACGAUCAGGAACGAUCUGGCAAACCGUCGCCUCCCACAAAAGUUUAAUUCUCAGUUUUAAGCUGCACAAUUUUCAAAACUGUUUUUGUACUUUUUACAAGUAUAAUUAUUUAUUGUGACAUUCAGAAUAAACAAAUAAAAACA